Lasiosphaeria miniovina is the source of this 2301-nucleotide messenger RNA. RefSeq lists its product as uncharacterized. The coding region runs from base 1 to 2301 and encodes 766 amino acids. The record is from RefSeq and is a predicted model, not a curated record. Gene Ontology annotation, molecular function: protein binding. The transcript is spliced from 3 exons. Lineage: Eukaryota; Fungi; Ascomycota; Sordariomycetes; Sordariales; Lasiosphaeriaceae.
AUGUACAUGCUGAAGGCCACACUUGGCAGGUACAUCCCCUACAUUCCACCCCACAAAGCGCCUCGACGGAUGGCCAAGUACAAAUACUCGGACUACUCUCCCCAACCUCCGACCGACACCUUCCCGCCAGUCUCGUAUCCUCCUCAAUGGUGUCCGACGGUCGCUCUGGAGAGACUGCCCGGUGUGAUGUCCCUGGUCCGGUUGCCCUAUGAACUUACAUCGUAUGUCGUGCAACAUCUCGACCUCGCCGAUGUCCGCGCCCUGAGCCUCACAUGCAAGAGGUUUCAAUUCCUGCUCUAUGAGCCCAGAAUUGCAAGGGCGCUGCUUGAGGUAUGGAUGACCUAUGCCCCUCUUUUUCCCGCUCGCUGGUCAUGCGGCCCGAACCCCCCAGCGAUGGUGCCUGAGGUGGCCAUCUUACUGGACGGUGGCAGCACGCUGGCCGGCACAAAUGGGAAAGCGGCUGGUUCACUGGAAGCCCGUGCAGCCCAGGCCAGCAAGCGCUAUGCAGCCGAGCUAAGACGCCUUAUAAAACGCCGAGAGGCGGUAUCAUCAGUCUCGCCGUAUCUGGUCGCCAUUGUCGCCGUUGCCGAGUCCUGGAUUUACGAGCAUGGCGUUCUCUGCUAUAUCCACGACCGCCAGCUCCGCAUCUUGGACCUGCACCGGCCCCAGAGCCAGGAGAUGGUAGUCAGCAUCCGCAAACUGCUCGACGAGGCCAUUCCCGAGUCGUGGACCAGCCGGAAGUACAAGUUCCAGCUCUUAUACUUUGCCCACGAUCUGGUCUCCUGCGUCUACACGCACGCCAAGCCCGACCAGGUCAGCUGGCUUGUCGUUUUCAACCCUCGAGACCACCGCCUCGUGACGACUCGCCGUUUAGACUCGGCCUUCAAGAUAUUUGUCCGGAAUGACGACAAAUUUCUUUACUACGGGACUCACUCGGAGCUGGGUCCCGAUGGCUACCGCCGCUGGGUCAUCCGAGCUUUUGACAUCGGGGCUUCUACCUGGCUCGAGCAGAGGCUCGAUCUGCCCGACAUGGUCGGGUCUGACAUUGGCUCCACCGUUUGCUUCGACAUUUUCAACGGAUUUUUCUAUGGCCUGGCAAAUCAGACGGGCUUUGAAGUGGAAGAAGUCGACUGGACAUCAUACUAUACUUGCUUCCGUUUUCCAACCAACGAGUUCGGUUUCCAGUGUGUUGAACACGCCCCUAGGAGACCCAUGUGGCGAAGGAGCCACGUCGAGGGCCCUAUAGAUGAGAGAUGGGGCCUGUUGAGCAUCUUCAGGGACGAGUCCACGAAUCUGUUACGAAUUGUCGAGGCGAGAAAGGAGUGGCCGGCAGGCCACAGUUCGGCGCGGCGCACUUACUACACCACAGACGUCGAAUUCAGCGAUACGGGAGAGAAGAAACAUCGAGACGAAACGGGUUGGAAUCCUCCUUCAGACAGCGAGAUCAGGCAGAUGGCAACCUCGUCUAGAAAAAAGCACCGAACAUACAUGGAUGCGCCUCCCAGAGAUCCCCACAUGGUCCAUUUGGGUGACGACGGCUCGAAAACGCUCGUGCUAUCUCUGCUAGGCAAGUGUCCAGUCCGGUCUUACCAUCCUGCCUCCCAGACCUUUGUUGAUCUGGUGAACGAUCCCUCGGCUUCCGAUCCCAACGAACAGCGCUUGCGCCUCCGGGGAGGCUCGCGACGUCUCUGGACACCUGGGGAGCUUGAGGAGCAGGUCCGCCCGUCGGCGGCAAAGAGACAGAAGUCUCAUCAUACGUUUGAACAAGAUAUUCGGGACGUCUACAAAUACGAGGAUGUUGUUUUCUGGCCUCCCGACCAGAAUCCAUCAGAGCCCGACCCCGCGUUGGCCGAGCUGUUCAAGGUUCUCAGCCCGCCCGGCCGCUCUGGGAAUAUUGAUGGGACCUUUGACGAACGAAGCCUCCUAUACGCCACGGGGAGCAUGCCCGGAGGUUUGAAGCCCUUGGUGUUUAUUUCCUUCGAUCCAUCUCUCUACUUGGAGGGCACUAGACCGUAUCCUGGGGCCUCGGUCUCAGGAAGCGCGCCCGGUCCGCGCGACGACGCAUCCCAAGCCAACAGCCAAGCCCAGACCUGCGACGACGGGUCAUAUGAGGCGAAAGGAAAGGGCAAAGAGACAGGAGAAGCGACGGAGCCCAAUACGACCUGUGGUCUGGGCGGAAGUGCUGCAUUAGGCACAACCAUACUGGACGAGCCAGCCACGGGGGACGAGGUCGCCCAAUGGAGAGCAUUCGAACGACCAAUGCAUGCAGAUAUCUCAGUCGGGUACCACUUCGCUCUUUAG